CACGCUAUUACCUUUUGUUUAUGGUCGGCUACUACUAAUUUUGUUUGAAUUCAAUAAAAUGAAAGUAGAAAAUCAACUAAAGUCCCGUAGGAUCGAUUACAAAUUAGAGGAAGACUACUUUUAUGGUGCAAGAUUUAUAUUUGAAUGUGGUUAUAAGUUGAAAGGCAAUCCCCUCACUUUGGCAACAGCAGCUACCAUCUACCAUAGGUUUUACAGGGAGGUAGAUUUUUCCCAUUAUGACAAGUAUCUUAUUGCGGCAACAGCUUUGUACGUCGCUGGAAAGAUGUCAGAUGACUAUAAGUUAAGAGAUGUAAUAAAUGUUGCCCAUUACACACUUCACAAAAGUAUUCUUGAUUUGAAGGAUGAAUAUUGGAUGAGACGUGAUGCACUUCUUCAAGCAGAGCUUCUUGUAAUGAGGGUCUUGAAAUUCAAAGUAGAUCCUCCUGAGUGUCAUAGGUAUUUACUACAUUAUCUUAAAUCACUUCAAGGCUGGUUGGAUCGAGACUCCUGGGAAAGAGUUCCUGUUGCUCAGAGUUCUCUUGCAUUUUUGCAAGACUUACAUCAUAGCCCUCAAAUUCUAGAUGCUACUCCUCAAGAUUUAGCUCUGGCAUGUUUAUACAUUACACUACAGUCUUAUGGCUUAGAAGUUGCACCCAAAGAAGAUUGGUUCACAGCAUUAUAUAAAGAUGCUAAUCUUGGAACAAUUAUUGAUACUCUAUUAGAACUUUAUAACAAAGUUGGAAAUUAACACUAUCAUAAUACAGUUUCUUCAAUCGUCUGUAAUAGUUAUUGAAUGAAAUCAAUAACUACUAUAGGUUCCAGAUGUAUGUAUAUUUUGUACUAUUCUUUCUUAAUGAUUAUAAAUAAAUUUUUUUUAUAAUCAUCUUUCGCUCAUUAAAAAAAAGAAGUACUUUACUACAUUUUUAUACUUCACUUCUUAGGUUAGAAAUAGAUUUUUUAUUAAAAUAUUUAAUUAUUGUUCUUUUUAUCAGUGCUAUUUAAGUUCAUUAUCAUUUACUGUGCAUGUUUAUAGUUUAGUUCCUUUAUUAUAAAUAUUCUGUUUGUCUUGAGAAACCUUAUAAAUACCACCAUAUAUUAUUAAGCUACAAAGAAAAAUAGUAUGUAUUAACAGUAAUUUAAUUAUAUAUUUGUUACUGUUAUUCCUGACUUAUUAAAAGAUUUUUUUUUAUACCUGUUACUAAAUGGUUUUAAACUUUUUUUUUUUUU
Messenger RNA from Nezara viridula (southern green stink bug), 1227 nucleotides. Lineage: Eukaryota; Metazoa; Arthropoda; Insecta; Hemiptera; Pentatomidae. The record is from the annotation of a GenBank genome assembly.